Molecule: messenger RNA, 1036 nt
Organism: Sinocyclocheilus grahami
Lineage: Eukaryota; Metazoa; Chordata; Actinopteri; Cypriniformes; Cyprinidae
Product: visual system homeobox 2
Exons: 4
Coding region: 57-968 (303 amino acids)
Biological process (GO): regulation of transcription by RNA polymerase II
Molecular function (GO): RNA polymerase II transcription regulatory region sequence-specific DNA binding; DNA-binding transcription factor activity, RNA polymerase II-specific
Source: RefSeq, a predicted model, not a curated record
AUCACAUGCAUGCGUCUAUUUCUGGAGCUCUUUCUGGACCUUGCUGAACUUGGGCCAUGUUUGGCACUGGGCAUUUGGUGUCUCCUCUGUCUUCUGCAGUCUUUCACUCUUCGGCUGCGCACUUCUUCCCGGCGUUUCCCAGCCGGUUGACCUCACCGCAGAUCUUCAUCCCCGGGCCUCUGCUCAGCUACGAGCUCCUACGCAGUUACCUGCAGCCCGAGCCCUGCAAGCAGGCUCUGCUAUUGGCCGCUCAGUCCACAGGACAACAUGCUGAGAAUAUCGAUGAACCCCGGCCAGUGAAGCAGCGGCGAGCUCGGGCCAACUACAGCAGCUGGCAGCUGGAGGAGCUGGAGAAGGCCUUCGAGAGCACCCACUACCCAGACGUCUUCAUGAGAGAAGCCCUGGCCCUCAGACUGGACCUGAUAGAGGCCAGAGUGCAGGUGUGGUUCCAAAACCGCAGGGCUAAAAUGCGCAGACAGAUGAAGCUCCAGAGCCAGGCAGGAGAGCAGUGCGGCCGGCGUGACACUGACGACAGACAGGUAGAUUCGUCCAGCAGAAGCACAGCUCCAGAGCUCCACAGCAGCAGCAGCCCAGGCUGGGACAGCAAACACCAGAAAGGAAGCCCCACUUGGUCCAAACCGUCCUCAUCAGCUAUCCACAGCCCCGUAAGUGACAUGCAUCAGCGGUCGAGAGAUCAGGAGGGGUCAGAGGAGCCCAGUCCAGAGGACUUCCGCUGCUGUAGCAUUGCCAAACUGAGGGCGAAGGCCAGGGACUAUGAGGCAGAGAUCCACAGCACUGUGGCCAAGGCCAGCAGAGAGACGCAGAUGAAGACACAGUGGACAUUUCCAAAGCUAGUUUUCUCAAAUGUUGGACUGACAGCUGGUGAACAAGAGGAGCUAAGAGAGGUAGCUCGUGGUGAUCUCAUCGAUGGCCAGCUCCUCUAUCAGCUAUCCUGUUACCCUGCAUGAAAACACAGGAUUUCUGCAAGCUGCCACAAGCCCUCCAUAAACACAAUAGGGAGGGCUGAAAAAUGACU